AGGAAGCGGAAAGCCGCGCCGAGUCGCCGGGGACCUCGGGGCGAACCAUGUUGAGUCCUGCCAACGGGGAGCAGAUCCACCUGGUGAACUAUGUGGAGGACUACCUGGACUCCAUCGAGUCUCUGCCAUUCGACCUGCAGAGAAACGUCUCGCUGAUGCGGGAGAUCGACGCGAAAUAUCAAGAAAUCCUGAAGGAUCUGGACGACUACUAUGAGAAGUUUAAGCGCGAGACGGACGGCGCCCAGAAGAGGCGGGUGCUGCACUGCAUCCAGAGAGCCUUGAUUCGGAGCCAGGAGCUGGGCGACGAGAAGAUCCAGAUCGUGAGUCAGAUGGUGGAGCUGGUGGAGAACCGGACCCGGCAAGUGGACAGUCAUGUGGAACUCUUUGAGGCGCAUCAGGAGAUCAGCGACACCACAGGCAACAGCGGCAAAGCUGGCCAGGAGAAGUCUAAGAAUGAGACAAUCACGCAGGCAGAGAAGCCGAACAACAAGAGGUCCCGGCGACAGCGCAACAAUGAGAACCGAGAGAACGCAUCUAAUAAUCACGACCACGACGACAUCACCUCAGGAACGCCCAAGGAGAAGAAAGCAAAAACCUCCAAGAAGAAGAAACGCUCCAAGGCCAAGGCGGAGAGGGAGGCCUCGCCCGCAGACCUUCCCAUCGACCCGAACGAGCCGACGUACUGCCUGUGCAAUCAGGUCUCCUAUGGGGAGAUGAUAGGCUGCGACAACGACGAGUGCUCUAUCGAGUGGUUCCACUUCUCGUGCGUGGGGCUCAGCCAUAAACCGAAGGGCAAGUGGUACUGUCCCAAAUGUCGGGGGGAGAGCGAGAAGACAAUGGACAAGGCGCUGGAGAAGUCCAAAAAAGAGCGCGCCUACAACAGGUAGUUCGCGGACUGUCAGUAGGAACAGGACAGACAGUGUAUUUAUUACAUGGCCGCCUCGUGGGCGUGUGAGGACUGUAAAGUGUGUGUUUUAAAGAAUGUCAGAAAAGGAGCCAUUCCUCUGGGGUGGCAGUGACUCUCUGCCUGUUGUUUUCGUUGCUAUGUGUAUGACAGGAAGUGGUUGUGGGUCAGCAUUUUAGAAACUACAAAUACAGGUUUGACUUAAACACUCAA
This is a messenger RNA of Tupaia belangeri chinensis (Chinese tree shrew), 1117 nucleotides long. It is a transcript of the gene ING1, whose product is annotated as inhibitor of growth family member 1. Lineage: Eukaryota; Metazoa; Chordata; Mammalia; Scandentia; Tupaiidae. Gene Ontology annotation, cellular component: nucleus. The coding region runs from base 48 to 887 and encodes 279 amino acids. The record is from RefSeq and is a predicted model, not a curated record. The transcript has 2 exons. Gene Ontology annotation, biological process: positive regulation of DNA-templated transcription.